Macrosteles quadrilineatus (aster leafhopper) is the source of this 801-nucleotide messenger RNA. RefSeq lists its product as uncharacterized. The record is from RefSeq and is a predicted model, not a curated record. The coding region runs from base 77 to 763 and encodes 228 amino acids. The transcript is spliced from 3 exons. Lineage: Eukaryota; Metazoa; Arthropoda; Insecta; Hemiptera; Cicadellidae.
AAUUACAUCACUACAGCUGGUCCGCCUCUGCACAACUCUUUGCACACCGAGUGUAAAAUGGAUUCACAAAUGACCGAUGUAUUUUAGCUUUACCAUGGUUUCAGGUACAGUAAUUUUCUUAAUUCUCUUGAGCCCAUCCCUGGGGGACCCUGUCACUAGGAGCUUAAGCUUUGACAAGCAUAAAGUCAGCGAGUACGUGAGCCAACAAAGUACAAUAGUCCACAGAGAAAUAAACAAUUCCGGAGCGCUGAAGAAACUGUUCUCUGUAAGAUUUGAGGAUAUUCCUACGUCACUGAGAGGGGAAGCAGACAUCAAUGUUGAGUAUUACGCGUACACUUUGGUCAAGGAAAGGAGGCACAUUCAGAGGCUGAUGCUGAUACACAUGUCUCACUGCACAGUCGCGGCUCUUGGCGCGUACUUGGUUGACAAAUCUUUCUUGUUCCCUUUUGUCAAGUCUAUCGUCUUGGACGACGAAGGGAGGAGGCAAAGUUUAGAGGAGACGUGGACCAAACAUCAGCAGAGAGUUAGCGACUUUGUCCACGCUUAUCUGGAGUAUAAGAAUAUCCCGUACUCAUCAUUGCUGCGCAACCACGUUGGUGUCAAAUACGUGGAAAUCGAGGUGAAACCAGACCAUAUAGAGCUGUUACCCGUGUACGUGGAGAAAAAAGGGGAUCCUCUUCCUCCAUACACCAGCGAUAUAACCUCGUCUGCCUCCAGAAUCCUCCAGAACUGGUGGGCAGGAGACGACGAUCUUCCGAACUAAUAAAAUAUGUGAUUUGUGAAAUAAAAGUGUGAAAAAUA